UGCAGACAUGAAAUUAUUUCCCUUCGUUGUGUUACGAAGCUAGACAUGACAAUAUCAGUACUCAUUCGUAUAGUAAGCAACGAAACAUGUCAUUGAACGUUACUGGAAAACUGGCGAAAAAAUAUGAAAACGGACGAAAGGAAAGUGAAAGCAUUGUUUUGUUGAUGUGGCAGCGGGAGAAGGAAGGGCGAGCCGUGGCAGGGGAAGUUGUGUGGCAUACUGCUGUGGCACGUCACAAGUCGUCAAGGAGCGUUGGAGUGGCCCUGCGUGAAGUCUGGUGUCCCACAGUCCCUGUGGGAGUAACACAUGAUGGUGUGUGACCAGCUGGUGUAGACUCCGGGAGGUGGUGGUGGUGGUGGUUACUGAGCUAUCUCAGACCUAACAUGUCAGGUGAAGGAACCCCAGCCAACCUAAGUCUGACUGUAGAUUACUUCAUAGUGCCUCAGAUUGGUAAGGUUGUCAUCAUGGAGGCCCUUAUCUAUGGAUCCUUCACAGUCCUUGCCUUGGUGGCUUUGGUGUUCCAUGUGUUUGCCAUGAAAACAAAAAGCCAGAUCUCCUCAGCAAAUAAUCCACACUUCAAGAGAUUUCAGCAUUCAUUCUUCUUGGUGUACUUCAUGGCACUGUUCUCAGACUGGCUGCAAGGACCAUACGUGUACAAGCUCUAUCAACACUAUGGUUAUGCUAGCAACCAGAUUGCUCUAUUAUAUGUGGUUGGUUUUGCUAGUAGUGUAGUAUUUGGGACAACCACAGGGCCCCUGGCAGAUCGGUUUGGUAGAAAGAAAAUGGCCUUGACAUUUUGUGUGAUGUAUUCAUUUUGUUGUCUCACAAAGCUUAGUUCACAGUUCUUUUGGCUGUUUUUGGGCCGUGUAUUUGGUGGCAUCUCAACCUCCAUGUUGUUCUCUACCUUUGAGUCAUGGUAUGUGUAUGAGCACACAGAAACACAUGAUUUUCCCAGUGAGUGGCUAACUGUGACAUUUUCCAAAGCUACUUUUUGGAAUGGUGUGCUUGCCAUCAAUGCUGGGGUGUUUUCCAAUAUAUUUGCUGAGUCUUUGGGAUAUGGCCCAGUAUCUCCAUUCAUGCUAUCAAUUCCAUUUUUGGUGAUGGCUGGCUUGAUCAUUUUGAAGACCUGGAAGGAAAACUAUGGGAACCAGAGUCUCAACCUACGGCGCUCAUGCAUGGAUGGCCUGAGGUCCAUCCUGUUCAAUGAAACUAUUCUCUACCUGGGCAUUGUUCAAUCCCUGUUUGAGGCCAAUAUGUACAUUUUUGUGUUUCAGUGGACCCCUGUGUUGGGUGGAGCUAACCCUCCCCUGGGCAUGGUAUUUGCCAGCUUUAUGGUGUGUAUCAUGAUAGGCUCUUCCCUCUACUCUAUUAUGCUAGCCAAAAAGUUCACUUCAGAACAGUUGUUGGUGUUUGCUGUGAUGUUGGCCACCAUUGCCAUGACCAUCUGCAUUUACUCUACUGGUGGAGGUUAUCUGUACCUCUCUUUCUUAGCCUUCCUUAUCCUAGAAGUUGGUGUGGGCAUGUACUUUCCUGCCAUUGGGUACCUACGGUCCCAGGUCAUUCCUGAGGAGCUCCGUGCAGGCAUCAUGAACUGGUUUCGUGUGCCAACCAAUAUCAUCACCUGUGCCAGUCUGCUACUGGUUCACAAUAAUACUAUAAUCAGUUCCACUCAGGCCAUGUUCACUGUCUGCACAGUUAUGUUGCUUGUGGCAAUCAUCAUCAGUCUAAGGUUUGUACGGCUUUUCAGCUCCAAUAAGACCCCACUGCCUCAGAGUGAAGAUCAGGUGCCCUUAACCAAGGCAGAGUUGUAAAUGCCAUGUAUGUAGUUUGUAUGGUAGCUUUUGUCCUGUACAGUCUGAAUCAUUAAGUAGAAUUUAUAUCAUUGUACAUUGUCAUUAUUUGGCAUUUUUUGUUAGUUUAUAAUUUUGUUUUUGCAUUUUCCUGUUACAAGGUGUACACUGUAGUAAACUUCAGUGCAGUGUCCUUUGAGCACUUGGCACAUUUUCAUUAGAUGAAAACUGACAUUAUCUCACAUUAGUAAUAUGACAUCAAUACAUAUGCAAAGAAUGUGUGCACAAGUAAGUAUCACGUCAGAUGUUGUGAAUUCAGAUUGUGUUAGGAUUACUUAUAAUAAAUUAUUUAUUCUCUGUAAAUGGUAUGUAGAAGUUGAGAGCUAUAUUUUCAUUUAUGAUUUAUAAUGUUUGUGAUGCAAGAUUUAAUAUAAUUUUAGAUUACAUUCUCUCUCUCUCUCUCUCUCUCUCUCUCUCUCUCUCUCUCUCUCUCUCUCUCUCUCUCUCUCUCUCUCUCUCUCUCUCUCUCUCUCUCUCUCUCUCUCUCUCUCUCUCUCUCUCUCUCUCUCUCUCUCUCAUUAUCAUGCAAUUAUUUUGAAAGGCUUCAAGCAUGCUUGCUUGUUAACCUUAUUGGAGCUCACCAUGCUGCAUGGUCUCAAUUGAAACAGCCUCAUUGCACACACAUAGAUCACUGAGGUCCUUCUGGACCACUUCCAUUCCAAGUUUUAUAUAUAUAUAUAUAUAUAUAUAUAUAUAUAUAUAUAUAUAUAUAUAUAUAUAUAUAUAUAUAUAUAUAUAUAUAUAUAUAUAUAUAUAUAUAUACAUACUCGUAUAUACAUACAUACAUACAUACAUACAUACAUACAAUCAGAGAGAAAGAGAGGGAGAAAUAUGCAGGUAUUUACAAAUAUACUCACAUACACACACACACACGCACACAUACACCUAACCUAACAAAAAUAGUGGACUUAAACAAGAAGUACUGUGAAAAAAUCAAGAAACUCAAGGAAGAGAAUGAUGAGUUAAAGAAAGCUUUACAAGAGAAAGAGAGAUUAAGAUUGGGUAAGUAAAAGAGUUAGUGACAGAGGAAGUCAAAAGUUGGAAAGAAGAGAGGGAACAACAACAAAAGGUGGAUAUGUAGGAGAUAAUAAGGCAACAGCAACAGGAACACAAUAAGGACAUGGAAAAGCAAGUGAUUAAAAUAAAGGAAACAAGUAAUCUUGUGAGACACAGUACAGAGAAAGAUGUGUGUGAUAGUAUUUGGGGUCAAGGAGAAGAACCCACCCAUGAAAAUAGCUAGAGAGAAAGAAGAGGCAAAAAGGGCUAAGGAAAUUAUAGCAGAAGUGGCGAGGGAAGGAGAAGAGAUAUUUGAACAAAUUGAAGAGGUUUACAGAAUUGGAAAGUACAAAAAAAGUAGAACAAGACCAAUGAAAAUAAGAUUUAUGUCACAAACAACAGCUGAACAUGUCUUACAAAGAACAGGAAAAUUGGCAAAAGUAGAAGGAAUGAGGGGAAUAUGGAUAAAAAAAACAUGAAUGAAGAUGAGAGAAGUAAACUGAAAGAGUAGAGGUCUAGUCAAAAAAUGAGGAGAAACCACAGCAAGUGAGGAGAUUCAUUUGGAAAGUUGUGAACAUGAAAUUGAGGUAAUGGUGGCACAAAGGUGCCACGGAAGAUCACCAAGCAGAAGCUUAAUUAUGUAUACAAAUAUAGAUGAUUUGGUAUCGAGCCUAUUGGAACUUAAAGACUACGUAAAGAACAAUAAACCAGAUGUGGUCUGUUUAAUGGAAACCAAAUUAAAAAAGAAGGAAAUAAAGAUGAGAUUUGCAAAGGAAGGAUAUAAUCGUACAUGGAGGAGAGACACAAAAGGAAAGGGAGGAGGAGGAGUGAUGAUAUUGGUAAGAGGAUAUUGUUGUUGAGGAAGUGGAAUAUGGUGAUGAAAUGGCAGAAAUUUUGAGUGUUGUGAUUAAGAUCAAAGGAAGUGAAAAAAGAAAAGUUAUUGUGAUGUACAUACCACUGAAAACUAAUGCAUGGGAGACCAAUAGACACAAAAUUAUGCAACUAGAAACAAGAAAUAGCAUAGGAAAUGACAAGGAAAAGUAACAAAGUGUCCUUAGUAGGCAACUUCAACACUAAAAGAAUUAACUGGGUGGAGAUGGAGGUGAAAGAAAAUGGUGAGUCAUGAAACGAAGAACUUUUGUAUACCAUGAUGGUGAAUACAAUGAGACAGUGGGAUGAACCUACAAGAUGCAGAGGAGAAAAACCAUCACAGUUGGACUUAGUGUUUAUGAAAACCCCAGAAAGUAGACCAACUGAUCAUGUGACAAUAGAAAUAGUACUACAGGAGAAAAUAGUGUUGCACAGGAAUAAACAAUUUAGAAAUGGGAGACAGAACUAUCCUAAUGCAAACUUUGCAGAGCUUAAUAAAUUUUAUGGAAAAAUUAGGGGAAAGAGCUUUUUGAAGGUAAAGUAGUGCAAAAAAAAUAUGAUAUAUUUUUGAGCAAGUAUAGAGAGGGGGUGCAACAGUUUAUACCAGUUAUAAAGUGAAAAUUGGAAAGCAUGAAUACUAUAAUGCUAGGUGUAUAGAAGCAAAAAAAAAAAAAAAAAUGGACAGAGCAUAGGGGAAAAUGAUGAGAAAACUUAACAGAAAUACUAGGGAAGAAUACAGAAAGUCAAGGAAUGAAUAUGGUAUAAUGAUAAGAGAAGAAGAAAGAAAUUUUAAAAGUGACAUAGUAUGGAAAUGCAAGGAAGAGCCCAAGCUCUUCUACAGAUACAUAAAUGGAAAAAUGAAACAUAGGGAAGGCAUAAAUAAGUUAAAAAGAGAAGGAAGAAUUUAUGAAACUACUGGGGAGAUGCAUGAACUAAUGAAUGAGAGUUUUCAGUCUGUGUUUACAAAGGAAACUGAUUUUAUGGCACUGAAAGUGGUAUCACAGAAUGAGGGAAUACAGAAGAUACAAAUAAAGAAAAUGCUGGAAGAACUGGAUGUUAGAAAAGCUUUGAGACCAGAUCAUAUAAAUGGAUGGAUAUUAAAAGAAUGCAGAAAACAAAUGGAGGAACCCUUAUGGGAUAUAAUCAACAGCUUGUUGAAAGAAGGAAAAUUACCAAGGGAAUGGAAAAGAGCAAACAUAGUCCCAAUAUACAAAGGAGGAAAUAAAAUGGACCCAUUAAAUUACAGGCCAGUGUCACUAACAAGUAUUGUAAGUAAGCUUUGUGAAACACUAAUUAAAGAUAGGUGGGUGGAAUAUUUAGAAGAUAAAAAGAUAAUUACAGAAAAACAAUUUGGAUUCAGGAAAGGGAGACCCUGUGUCACAAAUCUACUGAGCUUUUAUAUGAGAGUAAUAGAUGGAGUGCAAGAGAGGGACAAAUGAGUUAAUGUGGUAUACCUGGAUCUCAAAAAAAGCAUUUGAUAAAGUUCCCCACAAAAGUCUUAUGUGGAAGUUAGAGAAUGAAGGAGGACUAAAGGGAGCAACACUGAGGUGGAUGGAUGAUCUACGAGGGAGAGAAAUGAGAACAAUAAUAAGUGACUCUAAUACAAGUUGGCGUGAAGUGACAAUUGGGUACUGCAAGGAUCAGUGUUAGCACCUGUUAUGUUUCAAAUAUAUGUAAAUGAUAUGACAGAGGAUCUAAAUAGUUUUAUAAAUCUUUUUGCUGAUGAUGCAAAACUAAUAAAAAUAAUAAAGGAUGAAGAUGACUGCAAGGUGUUACAAAAGGAUAUUGACAAGAUACAUGCAUGGAGCCAAAGAUGGAAACUAGAAUUUAACACCAGAAAAUGCCACGUGUUGGAAAUAGGAAAAAGUAAAAA
Scylla paramamosain (green mud crab) is the source of this 5589-nucleotide messenger RNA. RefSeq names its product molybdate-anion transporter-like. Gene Ontology annotation, biological process: molybdate ion transport. The coding region runs from base 384 to 1811 and encodes 475 amino acids. Gene Ontology annotation, cellular component: membrane. The record is from RefSeq and is a predicted model, not a curated record. The transcript is spliced from 3 exons. NCBI's taxonomy places the organism in Eukaryota, Metazoa, Arthropoda, Malacostraca, Decapoda, Portunidae. Gene Ontology annotation, molecular function: molybdate ion transmembrane transporter activity.